AUGUCUUUUCCACACUGGCAUUCGGAAGACCCAAAUUGUGGGCCUGAUAAAUUCAUUCCUGUUCAACACGGUGAGAGUUCUAAAGAGAUUUUUAGAACUAAUUUAGAAAUAGAUGCGAUAGAACAUGAGUCUGAGCAACAAUUUUUCCAAAAUCAUCCAGAAGCAAAUUCUCAAAUGCAUCACGGAACUUUCAACUUUGAUCAGUUUAGAAACGAGUUGGAUCAUAUUAGACAUGAUAUGGGUCCAAGAAACAAGUGGGUAGCAGAUUUCUUAAAAGAGCAAAAAAUUUCACAACAACAUAAUCAUAUAACACAUCAUCCGUAUGACAAUAAUUUUGAGGAUUUUGAAAAAAUAUAUAAUAAUAAUUCACAACCAAAAGAUUCUUAUAAUGACAAUUGGAUUAAUGAAUUUGCGCAAAUUGAUCAAAUGGUGCACAAUCAAUCAAAUCCAGAAGAGAUUGAAGCAUUUGAAAAGGCAUUUGAUGAAGCAAAAAAAAGUGCUAUUUGGAAAUCCGAAUUUGAAGCUCAAGAACAGUCAUGGGCAACAGAGUUCAACAAACAACUAAAUGAAGAGUCGGCCAUAAAUGCAGAUGACUCAAAUAUGCAGCUAGCAGAAACUGCUAGAAAAUUGAUUGAAUCAGUCGAAGAAGAAGCAAAUCCAAAAUUUAAAAAUUCGAAUUUUAUGAAUUUUAUGAAAAAAUUAAGGGAUCACGAGGUUUCAAUUGAAGGUAAUAAGGUAGUGGAACAAAAUUUAUCUCCAAGCAAUGCAGAAUGGGCUGCAGAUUUCGAUUCAAAUAACAAAAAUAAUUGGGCAAAUGAAUUUUCAACAACUACACAACAGAAUAAAGGUAAAAAUAAAUGGACUGAAGAAUUUAUAGCUCAAGGCAAUAAUACCCAUGCAAAUAACUGGGCUCGUGAUUUUGCUGCAAAUAUGGAGGAGGACAUAGAUUUUGCUGCAAAAUGGUCAGAAGAAUUUGAAAAAUCAUUUGGAAAAAAAAAUUAUAAAGACAAGUCAUGGGAUGAGUUACAGGAUGAUUGGGAUAAAUAUACACCUUCUAGUAUGGGAUACAAGCCAACACCCUCUCAAUUCGAAGAAUACCAUUUCCAGUCAGCCAAUCCAACCCUAUCUAGAUCCACUAACACAUCAUCACAACUAAAACUUAGAGAAUCUAUUUCAGCAUUGGAAGCAGAAGUUCAAUUAGACCCAAAGAAUGCAAAUGCAUGGUAUCAAUUGGGCAUUAAACAACAGGAGAAUGAGCAUGAAGCACAAGCAAUAGCUGCUUUGAAAAGAGCAAUCUCGUUAGAACCUAAAAUCUUAGAUGCAUGGCUUUCAUUGUCAGCCUCUUACACUAAUGAAUAUCGUUAUGCAGAGGCAGAUAAUGCAUUGAAGUCAUGGAUUGAAAAUAAUGACAAGUAUAAUCAUAAUUUGGAAAGCCAACAUGCAAAAAUUGAUCAUAAUGAUCAACAUAGGUUUAUCACACAAUUAUUUCUGAAUGCUGCUAUAUCAAAUCCUGGAGAAAAUCUUGAUCCAGAUGUACAAAUUGGCUUGGGAAUCUUGUAUAACAUGUCAGAUGAAUAUUCCAAAGCUGUAGAUUGUUUUCAAUCUGCUCUUACAAAAAGACCAAAUGAUUAUGUAUUGUGGAAUAAACUUGGAGCCACAUUAGCCAAUGCAAAACAAUUUGAAAAGGCAGUAAAUGCAUAUUCAAAUGCACUUCAAAUCAACCCAUUUUUUAUAAGAGCCAAGUAUAAUUUGGCAGUUACACUUAUUGAUUUGGGUGAAUUCAAAGAAGCUGCUCAGAAUUUGUUGCAGGCACUUUCAUUACAGACUGGAAAUGACAAUUCAUUAAUGGUUUCAAAAGAGUUGGGGGAGAGUCAUGGUGUAUUAGGUGGUGAGAUGAGUUCAAAUAUUUGGAAUCAUCUCAGGAUGUGUCUUGGAUUCUUAAAUCGACCUGAUUUAUUUCAAAAAUGGAAUGCUAAAGAUUUGAAUGGGCUUAGACAGGGCCUUGGAUUUUAA
This is a messenger RNA of Entrophospora candida, 2013 nucleotides long. Lineage: Eukaryota; Fungi; Glomeromycota; Glomeromycetes; Entrophosporales; Entrophosporaceae. The record is from the annotation of a GenBank genome assembly.